AAUGUCAAAACUUAACAUAAAAAUUGAACGUCAAAUAAACCAUGUGAUGAUAUUAUGAUAUUAUUUAGUUAUUUUAAAACUAUUAAAUUUAUUUUAAAACAGAUUUGUUUUUAAAAUAUAUAUAAGCAAACAUGGAUUUCAAUUCAAGAUUUACUUCUGCCGUGACGGGAUUGACAUCUGUUCAUCCAGAUUCGAUUCAAUUCCUAAUGUUUAAUGAUGAGGACAUCAAAAAACUUAGUGUGGCAAAAAUUACUAACAUGACUUCCUUCGAUUCUAUGGGUAACCCUACAAAGGCCGGUCUCUACGAUCCUGCCUUAGGACCAAUCAGGGAACGGAAUGAUUUUUGUACAACGUGUACAAACACUCUCAUAAAUUGUCCUGGACAUUUCGGACAUAUUGAAUUACCACUUGUGGUGGUUAAUCCAUUAUUUAUAAAGAACAUAUACACGCUUUUUCGUAUAACUUGCCUCAAAUGUUUCAAAAUCCAAAUGGAUGAUCGUAUGAAGUUUAUACUAAAACUACAGUUAGAAUUACUUGAUGCAGGUCAUGUUACAGCUGCUUUAGAUUUAGAAAAUUUUGUAGGUGAUGUUAAAGAUCACAAAAAGGAUGAUGAAUCACCAACAAAACCAAAUAAAGUUAUUAGAAAGUAUCAAAAACUAUUAAAAGAUAGGGAUGCUAUAUCAGAGAUUUUUCAAAAUAAGAAUACAUUUAAGUUACGGACUAAAAUUAUCAAUAACUUCUUUAAAGCUAUAACUGUAUUUAAAACUUGUCUAUACUGCAGAAGCAAAUUAAUUAAAGUAACAACAUCUGAUAAUAAGAUUAUGUACAAUGUGAGUGCUGAAGGUGGUGCUAAGGGCAUCAAAAUAUUAAUGCCAGAUGAUUUAAAACUAUAUUGCAAAGCUAUAGAACAAAAUGAUGAAGAAAUUCUUACACACUGUUUCCCAAUACUUAAAUAUGCAAACACUAAACCAAUUACUAGUGUAUUUUUUAUGCAAGUUGUCCCAGUAUUACCACCUAAUGUUAGACCAUGCAAUAUAGUAAAUGGAGAAUUAAUUGAACAUCCUCAGACAAAUGUAUAUAAAACUAUAAUGGUUACUGCAAAUAAUGCAAGAGUAGUCUUGCAAGUCUUGACAGCAUCUGACCAGCAAAAAGCAAUAGAUGGUCUUGAUCAACAACCAAGGCAAGCCUAUGAAAGUGUCAUGGGUAAAUCGCCACCAGAAAAAUUACACUCAUUAUGGCAAGAAUUACAGAAACACAUAAACCAAUUACUCAGUUGCGAAGGCCAAGGUGCUACAAGUCAAGGAUUGAAGCAGAUACUUGAAAAGAAAACAGGUGUAAUUAGAAUGCAUAUGAUGGGUAAAAGAGUAAAUUUUGCAGCCCGUUCUGUUAUUACACCUGACCCUAAUGUAGAUAUAGAUGAAAUAGGUAUUCCAGAUGCUUUUGCUACUAAGCUUACAUAUCCUGUACCUGUUACUGAGUGGAAUGUGGAUGAACUUAGAAAAAUGGUUAUCAAUGGCCCAAAUAAACAUCCUGGAGCUGAAAAACUGGAAGUAAAAAAUGGUAGAACAAUAAGAAUACCUCCAGAUUCAAUAGAAAAAAGAAAAAGUCUUGCAAAAAAAUUGCUUACACCAGAUGAAUAUAAAACUUCAGGAGUGAAGAUAGUUCACAGACACUUAGUGAAUGGUGAUGUACUAAUAUUAAAUCGACAACCUUCAUUGCACAAACCGAGUAUGAUGGCUCACAGAGCUAGAAUUCUUAAAGGUGAAAAAACUCUUAGACUUCAUUAUGCCAAUUGUAAAUCAUAUAAUGCUGAUUUUGAUGGUGAUGAGAUGAAUGCACAUUUUCCUCAAAAUGAAGUCGCUAGGAGUGAAGCAUAUAAUAUUAUGUCUGUAAGGAAGCAAUAUCUUGUACCAAAGGAUGGAACUCCACUAAGUGGUUUAAUUCAGGAUCAUGUCAUAUCGGGGGUAAGGAUGUCUUUACGAGGUACCUUCUUUACAAAAGCAGAUUAUCAACAACUAGUUUUUCAAGCAUUAUCUAAUCACAAAGGUGAAAUUAAAUUACUUCCCCCGACUAUUUUAAAGCCAGUAACACUGUGGUCUGGUAAACAAGUUUUGUCUACAAUAAUAAUAAAUAACAUACCUAAAGGUAAACCCUAUGUUUCUCUAACUGGAAAAGCAAAGAUUAGUGCAAAAGCAUGGCAAAAAGAACCUCCAAGACCUUGGAAUGCUGGGGGUACUCCAUUUUCAAAUUCAAAUGAAAUGACUGAAGCUGAGGUGGUUAUUAGAAAAGGAGAACUUUUAUGUGGAGUAUUGGAUAAAACUCACUAUGGAGCAACGCCAUAUGGCUUAGUCCAUUGCAUGUACGAUUUGUAUGGUGGAGAUAGUUCUAGUGCAGUUUUAAGUUCAUUUUCAAAGGGUUUUACUUUCUACUUGCAAUGGAUCGGCUUUACUCUUGGUGUCAAAGAUAUUCUGGUCGUCCAAGAAGCGGAUAAAAAGCGUGAUGAAAUAAUAUCUUUAGUCCGACAGGCUGGAAGAGUUGCCGGUGUAAAAGCAACUGAACUACCUGUAGAUGUUGAUGACAAUAAUCUUAAAGACACUAUCGGUGAAAUGUUGGUUAAAGAUCCUAAGUUUCGUGCAAAUUUGGACAGGCAAUAUAAAAACUUGCUAGAUUCAUACACUAAUAAUAUCAACACCGUAUGUCUGUCGGAGGGAUUGUUGGAGAAAUUCCCUUCAAACAAUUUACAAUUAAUGGUGCAGUCAGGAGCUAAAGGUUCAACCGUUAAUACUAUGCAGAUUUCCUGCUUACUAGGUCAAAUUGAAUUAGAAGGCAAAAGACCGCCUUUGAUGAUUUCUGGGCGAUCACUACCAAGUUUCCCCCCCUAUGAUGUAUCCCCAAGAGCAGGUGGUUUCAUUGACGGUCGCUUCAUGACUGGAAUACAACCGCAGGAAUUCUUUUUCCAUUGUAUGGCUGGUAGAGAAGGUCUUAUUGACACAGCUGUGAAAACAAGUCGUUCGGGUUACUUACAAAGAUGUUUAAUUAAACAUUUAGAAGGAUUAAGUGUUGCCUAUGAUAACACUGUCAGAGAUGCCGAUAGUAGUGUAAUUCAAUUUGCAUAUGGUGAAGAUGGUCUUGACGUUUUGAAAUGUCAAUUUUUAAAAGAAAGUCAAUUAGACUUUCUUGAUGUAAAUUCCAAUGCCAUUGUCGCAAAAUCUAUCAUUAAAAAACUUAAAGAAGAUACACAUAGUACUAAACUUAUUGCAAAAUGUCAAAAAUCUUUAAAAAAAUGGAAGAAAAAAUACGGGAGUCCUUUUGAAAAAGUUCGAACUAGUGGUUUUGCACAGUUUUCUGCAAUUGUUAAAAGAGAUAUUAAUCUUGAUGAAAAACCUACUGACGAAAAUCGAGAUCCUUAUUACUGGGAACUGGAAAAAAUGUGGCGAUCUUUAGAUUUAGAAGAAAAACAACAAUACAUGAGAAAACCAUGUCCAGAUCCGAUCUUUAGUAAAAUGUCACCUGAAUAUAAGUUUGGUACUAUAAAUGAACAAUUGGACGGUCUUAUCCAAAGUUAUUUAAAAAAUCGCCAUGAAGGUUUACAUAAUGAAUACACAGAAAAAGAAAAAUUCGUUGAAAUUAUCGGUGCUAAAUAUUUGUUCUCAAUGGCAGCGCCCGGAGAGCCUGUUGGACUUUUAGCUGCACAGUCAAUAGGUGAACCAUCAACUCAGAUGACGUUGAACACCUUUCACUUUGCUGGUAGAGGUGACAUGAACGUUACUUUGGGUAUACCCCGUUUACGAGAAAUUUUGAUGACGGCUUCAGCGAAAUUAAAAACACCAAGUAUGGAUAUACCUUUCAAAAGCAACAUUUCUGGUAUAAAUAAAAAAGCAGAAAGACUCAGACAAAAAAUGAAUAGAGUAACAGUGUCUGAUGUCCUCGAAAAGAUUGAUGUACAAUGUGAAAUAGUUACGAGCCCACAACGACAAUUAAAAACUACGAUGCGUUUUAUGUUUUUACCCCAUUCUCAAUAUAAGACUCAAUAUGCUGUGAAACCACCUCAAAUAAUAAAACAUAUGCAAAAUAAAUUCUUUAAUGAGAUGUUUUCGGUAAUUCGUAAGCAAGCUAAAGCAACUUGCGGUGUUUUGUGGGCAGCUGAAAAAGAUAAGAAACGUCGUACUGCAGGAAGUGAUGAUGAGGAAGACGAAGACAUUUCCGCAGAACCCAAAGACCGUGUCGAUGAUAAUCCAGAGAUUGAUAGUUCUGAUGAGGAAGGCCCUAACGACGAUGACGAUAAUACUGAAGUGAGAAACCGUAAAAAACGUUCAGAAGACCAAGAGUACGAAGAUCCUGAAUCAGGAGAAGAAGAGAGAUCAGAAGAUGAAGCGGAAGAUGAACAACAGAUGAAAGAAAAUGAUGACGAAAUUGAAGUAACUCAAGACAUUAACGCCGAUGACAGUAAGAUAAUGGCAAAUGUCGUCGAAAAUAUAAACAGCGCUACAAAUUACACAUUUGACACGAAAAAUCACCAAUGGUGCGAGUUAACAGUGCUUUUCCCUAUUGCGUUUUUAAGGGUCGAUCUCUCUCAAGCAUUACGCGACGCGGCGAUGAGAUCCGUUGUAUAUGAAAUUAAAAACAUAAAGCGUGCUAUUACUAAUAAAGAAAAAGAUGUUCUAUAUAUAAAAACAGAAGGUAUUAAUAUCGUUCAAAUGUUUAAAUACAAUGAUCUACUAGAUUUGAACAAGUUAUACAGCAAUGACAUUCACGCAAUCGCUAACACGUAUGGAAUAGAGGCAGCAAAUAAAGUUAUAAUAAAGGAAAUACAGAACGUGUUUAACGUUUACGGUAUCACAGUAGAUCCGCGCCAUUUGAGCUUGGUUGCUGAUUAUAUGACGUAUAAUGGUGUUUUUGAACCUAUGAGUCGUAAAGGAAUGGAGGCAUCCACUUCACCUUUGCAACAGAUGUCUUUUGAGUCAUCGUUGAUAUUUUUGAAGGAAGCUGUUUUGAAUUCGAAGAAAGAUUUUAUUAGAUCUGCUUCAAGUUGUCUUAUGAUGGGUCAGCCUUGUCGCAGUGGUACAGGAGCGUUCAGUGUGCAACAUUACAGUAAAGUUGUUAGUUAAUAAAGAAUUUGUUAAAUAUUAUAAUUUGUUUCCAACAUGUU
This is a messenger RNA of Vanessa tameamea, 5149 nucleotides long. RefSeq names its product DNA-directed RNA polymerase I subunit RPA1 (gene RpI1). Gene Ontology annotation, biological process: DNA-templated transcription. Gene Ontology annotation, molecular function: DNA binding. Lineage: Eukaryota; Metazoa; Arthropoda; Insecta; Lepidoptera; Nymphalidae. Gene Ontology annotation, cellular component: RNA polymerase I complex. The record is from RefSeq and is a predicted model, not a curated record. The coding region runs from base 132 to 5108 and encodes 1658 amino acids. The transcript has 3 exons.